Molecule: messenger RNA, 838 nt
Organism: Loa loa (African eye worm)
Lineage: Eukaryota; Metazoa; Nematoda; Chromadorea; Rhabditida; Onchocercidae
Product: prominin
Exons: 6
Source: RefSeq, a predicted model, not a curated record
AUAUUAACUAAUAUAACUACUGCUCAAACAACUAAAGAUGCCAUUCAAUCUGUUUUUCUUUUUUGGAUGAAACAGUUCUGGGCGCAUUUGUCAUUAACAAUUGCUCUCGUAUUUAUAUUUCUUCUACCAAUAAGUGGACUUUUUUUCUUCUGCAAUCAAUGUUGUUGUAAUUAUGGCAAUACAAAGCGUAACGAUACUAAUUCAUUUGAAAUAAUUCCUUGUUGUUAUUUGGUAUUAUUAAUUGGAUUACAAGCUGUUAUGAUAGGAUCAUUAAUGAUAAGCUUAGAAAGUGUUGAUCAUACAUUCAACAAUACAAAAAACAUCAACAAAUUCGUCCGAAAUAUUUCCAAAGAUACCAUAAAUGUAAUUAAAAUUAUAUUUGAUGAUGUGAAAUGUGAAAUGCAUAUGACACUGGAUAUGACAUUCAACAAAAUUCGACAUCUUCUAUGGCAAUUACCAAGUAAUACAUUUAAUUAUUACAAGGAGACUGAUGGAUAUAUAAAUAUGCAAAUGGUAAUUAAUGAUAUGAAGAAUAUAAGUUGGACAUUGAAUAAAACUACUACAUCUUUGCAAAAAAGUAUAUGUGAUAUUCGCAGUUUACCGAUAAUUUUGCAAAAAAAGUUGGAAAAUUUAACAACGCUUAUCGACGAUAUUAUCAGUUAUGCUUAUCAAAUAAAUGUGAAAAACAUCAUGGAAGAAGGAAAUGGAUUAAUGGAUGAUGCUAAAAAAGAAACGAUGAAAUUAAUUGGAAUAAUUUACAAUGGAAGUGUUGAUAUCAUUAAAUUCAUUCAGAAAAAUUACGAACAAAUGGAUAAUAUUCAUAAACAAUAUAUUGAAA